GGUUGGCUCCCUUGCAUAAAUCUCGGCUACGACUUGGCCGGGUGUUCUUAUUCAUUAAUUUAAUUUAAGCUCUUGAUACACCGUCCUCACCAUCUCCACGGUUAACCCUCCCUAAUUAUUUCUGAUUAUAUAGUGCCACCGUUCCGACGCGUCUCCCGGCCCAAAACAACCCACUUUCCUUUUUCUUCUUCUUGAUCUGUCCUUGAUUAUCGUUUCUCGACCCGUUCGGAUCCCCACUUAGUGAUUAAUGACUGGACGGCAUUAUCAAAGGCGUCUCGCACCGAAGGAGGAACUGCCGCCCACACCGGAUGAUCAUAGCCCUGCGGAGCAGAACAAACGCAAACGAGCCUCAUUAGCCUGCCUGGAGUGCCAACGACGACGUAUAAAAUGCGGCCCUGGCCGUCCAUGCGAACCCUGUCUGCUCAAUCGACGGGAAUGUAUCUACGAUGAAUGCAACGACAAACGCCGCAAGAUCUCCGCCGAGGCGACAGAGCGGAACCUGAAGUUUUAUCGCAGCGCCCUGGAGAAUCUGCUGCGCGCCAUCCAGCUCGGCACCGAGUCGGACGUGGCCCACAUGAUCACUGACAUCCGCAAGGGCGCCUCGCUAUCGGAAAUAACUCGCAUCGCUGUCGAUUGUUUGAAUGAUAGACCCGCGACGGUGCCGGAUCCAGGGGAACAACAGGACUCGGUCGCGAACCCUCGAUGA
Molecule: messenger RNA, 706 nt
Organism: Aspergillus pseudonomiae
Lineage: Eukaryota; Fungi; Ascomycota; Eurotiomycetes; Eurotiales; Aspergillaceae
Product: Zn(II)2Cys6 transcription factor domain-containing protein
Exons: 2
Coding region: 248-706 (152 amino acids)
Biological process (GO): regulation of DNA-templated transcription
Molecular function (GO): zinc ion binding; DNA-binding transcription factor activity, RNA polymerase II-specific
Source: RefSeq, a predicted model, not a curated record